UUUCUCCAAGAUUGAGAAGUGAGUGAGAGAGAUAGAGAGAUAGAGAGAGCUAUGGGUUUUCAAGCACGGCUGUGUUUGUUCUUCUUGCUUACCUUUCUCAUAACAUGCUUUGCUCGCAAAAUCCCUUAUGGGAAUGCAAGGAGCUUAACAAGUGAGAAGUAUGAUGAUUUCUCAAGGUUGCGAUUUCGUUCUCCCCUUCCUCCUACAACAAAUGUGAACGAUGUCCCAAUUGUGCUAUAUCCUCCUCCCAUUUAUAAUGUAACAGGUCGCGUUCCCCCCCCAAUGGUGCGAUAUUCUCCUCCCCCCCCUCUAACAAAUGUGGCCACUUCACUUUUGGGGAAUGAAGGGACUCAUUGACAAAGCCAUGUCCUACAUCACCAAUAGGGUUUCAGUUUAAUCACCAGCAAUAAGUUCCAUGUCAACAAGAGUUCGAAUUGCCAUCAACAAUCCAAACAUAUUACAAAGUGUAUUGGGAGAAAGGGAUUCUUGUAAUUUUUUCUUUAUCUUUAACCUUUGUCAUGCUCACAAUUACUUUGCAUUCUAGGUCUAGUCUGUUUUGAAUAAGUUGGUGGGUUAUAUAAGGUGAUGUAAGGAUGCUUAUUAUAAUUAAUGAAUGAAUGGGAAGCUUUAAGUAGAGUUCUGUUU
Molecule: messenger RNA, 645 nt
Organism: Corylus avellana
Lineage: Eukaryota; Viridiplantae; Streptophyta; Magnoliopsida; Fagales; Betulaceae
Source: RefSeq, a predicted model, not a curated record